Ictalurus punctatus (channel catfish) is the source of this 3316-nucleotide messenger RNA. RefSeq names its product RNA sensor RIG-I (gene rigi). The coding region runs from base 16 to 2913 and encodes 965 amino acids. Gene Ontology annotation, cellular component: cytoplasm. NCBI's taxonomy places the organism in Eukaryota, Metazoa, Chordata, Actinopteri, Siluriformes, Ictaluridae. The record is from RefSeq and is a predicted model, not a curated record. The transcript is spliced from 20 exons. Gene Ontology annotation, molecular function: ATP binding; zinc ion binding; DNA binding.
AUACCCCGAGAAGCCAUGGAGUUUAGUUUAGUGUUAUUACAGCUGCUUUGUCCAGCACAUAUCCGUGUGUGUGGAGAGCUCAGAGUCAGUCAUUGGAUCAUGUACGAGUUGGAGAAGGAGUCGUUGCGGCUCUACAGUCACUACAUCGUCCAUUUUUUACGACCCUCUUACAUCCGGGGAUUUCUGACAACAUACCUGGAGGAAGAGUAUGUUGAGAAGAUCAUAUCAAAGGAAAGGUUGUCACAGACAGAGGCAGCUCAGAUGCUGCUGGACAAGAUGUUGGACCUGAAGGAGGUCGGCUGGUUCCAGGGCUUCCUGGAUACGCUGCGGGCUUCAGAGUACACAGGUCUCUACACGGCGAUCAGUACGUGGGAUUUUCGUGAUCUUGAAACUCUGGAUCCUCACAGGAAACUGCUGGAUCAAGUUGAAAUGUCUAUCACCAAAAAUAUGAAACCCAGAGAGCUGCUGCCAUAUAUGAGCGACUGUCUCACACAGCGAGAGUGUGAGGAGAUCAGAGCAGUGGAUGAGCAGAAGGGGUGUAUUGCAGCGAGUGAGCGCUUGGUGGAGAGUCUGAGACACUGUGAUAAAUCAAACUGGUUUAAAGUGUUUAAACUGGCACUGGAGAACUGCAGCCAGAAUCUCGCUCUACAGCUGCUUGACCCCGAUGAGAAUGGGAAUUGUGUUCAGGUCUGUGAGGAGAAUGAUGUAGUCAUGGCAACGGUAUGUUUCAAGUACAGAGAGGACGGUGAGAGUGACAACCUGAUGAGCAACAGUGAGACAAGUGUGCCUGAGCAGUGUGUUGAGGGGACAGAGGGGGGUGUGGCCAGUGUGUGUGAGAGACAUACAGAGAAGAAGUUGAGAAAGUAUCAGAAAGAGCUUGCUACAGCCGCAUACAACGGCCUCAACACCAUCAUCUGUGCUCCAACAGGUUGUGGCAAAACUAUCGUUGCCGUGGACAUCUGUGAACAUCACCUGAAGAAAUAUCCCCAGAAGGCCAAAGUGGUUUUCAUGGCAACCAAAGUGGAGGUUUAUGAACAACAGUACAAACUGUUCAAGGAGCACUUCAGCAAGGACCCAGACAUCAGGGUGAAAGGUGUGUGUGGGGACAUGUCAGACGUGUCUCUGCCCACCCUUGUGUCCAACAAUGACGUGUUGCUGAUGACUCCUCAGAUUCUGGUGAACGCUCUGCAGCGUGGUGACGUGGAGUCUCUAAACACCUUCACACUGCUGCUGCUGGACGAGUGUCACAACACCACCGGCAAACACCCAUACAACAACAUCAUGAGCCUCUACAUCGACACCAAACACACCACACACACACAUUCACUGCCUCAGGUGGUGGGCUUCACUGCGUCUGUUGGUAUAGGGAGUUUUAAGAAUGUGCCCGAGGCUGAGAACAAUAUCUGCCAGCUGUGUGCUAACUUGGAUGCCCGGGUCAUCACCACGGUUACCGAGAAUAUUGAUGAGCUGAGGUCAUUUGUGCACACACCUGAGAAAGACUUUUUUGAGGUUCGUCCGCGCACCUCAGAAGACCCCUUCAUCUCCAUCAUCAAAAGCAUCAUGAAUAACAUCGAACAGCUGGCUCUAAGUGUCUACAAAAUUGACACUGUGUCCCAGGUACAGAAGGGUGAUUAUGGCAGUCAGAUGUAUGAGCAGUGGAUUGUGGAUGUACAGAAACGCUGCAGACUGCUACAGUUCACUGACCCUGAGGAGGAGCGCAGAGUCUGCAGAGCACUGUACACCUACACUGAACAUCUCAGAAAAUAUAACGACGCUCUGAUCAUUAACGAGGACGCUCGCACUAAAGACGCACUGGACUUCAUGGACUCGUUCAUCACAGACAUCAGUAACGCCUCUUCAGACCCCACCGAGCACCAUCUCAUUGACUUAUACCACGCUCAGCGUGAGCGGCUGCUCCAGGUAGCCGCUGAAGAAAAACAAAACCCCAAAUUGGAGGAACUCCAGUUCAUCCUGGAUGAAGAAUACGGCAACAACGUGCAGACUCGCACCGUGCUGUUCGUCAGGACCCGUGCCCUCGCUGAUGCUCUGAAAAAGUGGAUAGAGGAGACAGAGUCACUGAAGUUUCUGAAGCCUGGAGUUCUGAUUGGAAGAGGAAGAAAAUCACAACUGACAGGCUCAGGCAUGACUCUGACAGGACAGAAAGGUGUGCUUGACUCCUUUAAGAGCUCUAAUGAGAGUAAGAUUCUCAUUGCCACCUCCGUCGCUGACGAGGGCAUCGAUAUCCCACAAUGCAACCUGGUGCUCAUGUAUGAGUACGUUGGCAACGUCGUCACGAUGGUGCAGGUUCGAGGUCGGGGCAGAGCUCAGGGCAGCAGGUGUUUUCUGAUCUCCAGCAGGCAGGAGCGCAUUGAUAAAGAGAAAUUGAACAUGGAGAGAGAGAAGCUGGUGCAGGCGGCUGUUAAAGACCUGCAGACCUCACCUGACCGCCUGUGUGCCAAGGUGGACCGGUUCCAGAAGGAGGAUGUGGCCCGGAGAGCCUACGUGAACAUGAGUGUAGAGAAAACUCUGACUGAGGGAAGUUACGAACUCAAGUGUGGAAAGUGCAAGAAGUUUGUCUGUUUUAGUGAUGACCUGCGUGUGCUACAGGCAUCUCACCACAUCGUGCUGGAUUGCUCCAUAUUCCAGCGCUGUCUCACCAAACCUCACAAUAAAAUCAAGACCUUCGACAACUUCACCAAAAAGGAAAAGAUGUUUUGUUCUGAAUGUAAUAAUGACUGGGGCAUCGUCGCCUCCUACAUGAACAUUCAGAAUUUGCCGGUGUUGAAGAUUGAAAGUUUCACCGUUGAGGACAGAGUCACAAAGAAACUGCAGCUUUUCAAGAAGUGGCGCGACGUCACGUUCCGUAUACGAGAGUUUGACAUGACAGAGACGACGAGGGAGCUGAGAACCUAGAGACAAUAACGAGAUUAUAAACGUCUAAAACUGCCAGUCUCUCGCUCUCUUUCUCGCUCUCUCUCGCUCUCUCUCUCGCUCACUCUCUCUCUCUCUCUCUCUCUCACACACACACAUACACACACACACACACACAUUUUAAUAUCACAGGGUCAUGUUUUACUAAGGGAAGUACUAUUUACUGGAGUUGUAGUGAAGUUUUACACUACUUGGCGUGGUGUAGUUAAUUUUACUAGGCAAAUUAACAUGGGUGUUUGGGAUAUGUUUAUGUAUUGUGAGGUUUUGUUAUGAUGUUCUUUGUGAUUCUUGUUUUGAAAUCACACACAACCCGAAUAAUCUGAUUGGCUGAAGCCCUUUCCUAAAAAAAGUAAAACUUUGCAAUUUCUUCCAAAAAAUUUCAGAA